UGGUUAAUUGUUCGGUGGGAAGGUGCAUCGCAUAUCAUAGUCGUUAAAUAGCGACAAGUGCGGAAAAUAAACAUGUCUAAUAAGAGGCAAAAUUUUAAAAAUCCCUUUUCGAGGCCAUGGAUGACUGAAACUGGUGCGGCAGCAGCAGCCGCAGGUCCAGGGUCAGUCGGACUGAAAGGAGUUGUUGCCGGCGGUAUUACUGGUGGCAUUGAAAUUUGUAUUACAUUCCCCACCGAAUAUGUGAAAACACAACUCCAAUUAGACGAAAAAGGUGGUACAAAGAAAUAUACAGGUAUCGUUGACUGCGUUCAGAAGACCGUCAAAGGCCAUGGCUUCCUCGGUCUGUACAGAGGACUCAGUGUCCUUUUAUACGGCUCAAUACCCAAAUCUGCAGUACGAUUCGGAGUAUUCGAGCAAGCAAAACUUUACAUGGUAACAGAGAAUGGUACGUUAUCAACGACUGGCAAACUGGCGUGCGGUUUGGCUGCUGGUGUGGCUGAAGCGAUCUUCGCUGUCACACCUAUGGAAACUGUUAAAGUGAAGUUCAUCAAUGACAUGAGAAUGGAGAAGCCCAGGUUUAAAGGGUUCUUCCAUGGUGUUAGAACUAUCGUUAGGGAAGAAGGUAUCGGUGGUGUUUACAAGGGCGUAACAGCCACUAUUAUGAAGCAGGGCAGCAAUCAAGCUAUAAGAUUCUUCGUAAUGGAAUCUCUCAGAGACUGGUACAAGGGCGGGGACAGAGACAAACCAGUUCCAAAAUACAUCGUUGGUUUAUUCGGUGGUGUUGCAGGUGCAGCAUCCGUCUUCGGUAACACUCCAAUUGAUGUAGUCAAAACUCGAAUGCAAGGUCUCGAAGCUAAGAAAUACAAGAGCACGUGGGAUUGCUUUAUAAAGACCUGGAAACACGAGGGUCCACUCGCUUUCUACAAAGGUACCGUGCCACGUCUCAGUAGAGUAGUGUUCGAUGUCGCGAUCACGUUCACUAUAUACGACAGUAUCAUGGACGUAUUCAAUUAUGUAUGGAAGUAGUGUAAACGGGUCAAAAUGUUGCCAUUUUAUAAAUUACCACUAAUGUAAACGGGAUACAGAUUUCAUGAACGUUAUUAUUAGAAUUUUUAAAUAUGAAUAGAUUUUUGUUAUCGCAGGUCGAAUGUAUAUCUGAAUUUUUGAAAGUAUUUUGUUUUUAUUACAUGUGAUUUCGUAAAUAAUUGAAGAGUUUAUUUUAAACAAUUAGUCAUACUUUGAUUAUGGUGAUAAUCUUUGUUUUUUUUUUUUGUUUGCUUUCAUAAACAGACACUUAUUUUAUAUAUUGACUACUAUAUAUUUUUAUAAUAAGACGUGAAAAAGAUAUAGUAUAAGUACUAAUGUUACCCACUCUAUAUGACGUUAAUUCAAGUUUUUCGUGAAUUUCUUGCAAGUGCUGCCAUAUUGAAUAUUGUAAUAGACAAUUCUAAAAGGAUUUAAGUGAAAUAGUUACAAUAUUUGCAACGAAUUCAUGUCAAACUAGAUUAAGUGUAUAAAAUAUGUAUGUGUAACUUUUCUAUGUAGUAUUUGUGAAACAUUUUAAAUGAUGUUAGGAUCAGAUCAGAAGAAUGACAUCAAAAUUUAUAUUUUUGUAGAACUUAAAAAUAUAAGCUAUAAUUCUAUGUCGUUAUAUUAUUUUUAUAUAUUAUUAUUUUUAGAUAUGCAUUGGAAUAAUAUUUUUAGAAUAUAUUUGUUUUUUCUUACGUGAUCAUUUUUUCUUGGUUCCAGGGUAGGUAAUGUGAUUUAUAUGAGGAAUUUAUUUUAUUUAAUUUUUUUUUAUGACUGCCUUUAUUUUUAUAAAACGCAUUUAGAGUUGUAGCUACAGUUUAAGCAUUAUCCAUGGGCGUAGCUAUUAAUUGUCUUUGUGGUUGUGGACGGUACCUUCGUAUCGUCGAGCUUAAGAUCCUACGAGAUUAAUACUUCAGUUUUAGGCAAUGUUUUGAUAGUGACGUAUUUUUAAUAAUGGCAUUGUUUGUAUGGAAAGCCUUACUCCGAAAUAUCUGUUAAUAGCUACGCUCACGAUUUUUUUUUUCAAUAUUUAUCGACACGUCAAAUCUAAUGUGCCCAAAAAUAUUUAGUAGAAUAAAAACUAUUUUUAUUCAUAAUAUUUAAUCAAUUUGAAUAAUAA
This is a messenger RNA of Vanessa atalanta (red admiral), 2149 nucleotides long. RefSeq names its product putative tricarboxylate transport protein, mitochondrial (gene sea). Lineage: Eukaryota; Metazoa; Arthropoda; Insecta; Lepidoptera; Nymphalidae. The record is from RefSeq and is a predicted model, not a curated record. The transcript is spliced from 5 exons. Bases 73 to 1026 code for a protein of 317 amino acids. Gene Ontology annotation, biological process: mitochondrial citrate transmembrane transport.